CACAAGUUGGCUCUAGAACAGCCUCAGCCGCCUCUCGAAACCAGACUCUGCGACCACAGCCAACGCGCUCCACACGCGUACCAGAGAGAGAGAGAGAAAGAAAUAUACGAUCAUCUGGUGCCAUCGUGAUUGACUUCAAACGAAAGAACCCGCCAAGGAGCAUAUGUUAUCAUGGCUGCUCUCUUCCACAUAAAACAAUAGACGAAACAACGCACAAAAUAUUCAGAUCGACGUACCUCUCUUUCUAUUUCUCUUUCGCUCUCUUUGUGGAUCCAUUGUAUUGGGUUGAGAUCUGUUUGCAGAGCCGGGCGACCUAUUUGGAAGAAAUCAUUAUCAUAAUUAGGGUUUUGCAGAGAUGGGUUCUAAUGAUAAAGAUCAGAAGCAAGGCGGUGGUGGGUUCUUCGCAUCCAUCGCUACAAGCUUGUCUAAUUUCGGCAGUGCAAUGUCCAAAUCAGUUAACGGUUUGAUUGGUUAUGAAGGACUGGAAGUUAUCAAUCCUGAAGGAGGCACUGAAGAUGCCGAGACAGAAGCGCAAAAAGGAAGAUGGAGGCAAGAGGAUCGGGACACUUAUUGGAAGAUGAUGCAUAAGUAUAUAGGCUCUGAUGUCACAUCAAUGGUGACACUCCCAGUUCUCAUUUUUGAGCCUAUGACAAUGGUUCAGAAAAUGGCAGAGCUGAUGGAGUAUUCGUACCUGUUAGAUCUUGCAGAUGAAUGUGAGGAUCCACACAUGCGAUUGGUGUAUGCUGCAUCCUGGUUUAUAUCUGUAUAUUAUGCCCUCCAGCGAACCUGGAAGCCAUUUAACCCAAUUCUUGGUGAAACUUAUGAAAUGGUCAAUCAUGGCGGCAUUACAUUUAUUUCAGAACAGGUUAGUCAUCAUCCUCCAAUGGGUGCAGCACAUGCUGAAAAUGACCAUUUUGUUUAUGACAUAACUUCAAAGUUGAAGACCAAAUUUUUGGGAAACUCUCUGGAUAUCUAUCCUGUUGGGAGAACGAGGCUUACCCUCAAAAAGGAUGGCGUAGUCCUAGAUUUAGUACCUCCUCCCUCAAAAGUGAACAACUUGAUAUUUGGACGAACUUGGGUUGAUUCACCAGGGGAGAUGAUCUUGACAAACUUGACCACAGGGGACAAAGUUGUGCUGUAUUUUCAGCCUUGUGGCUGGUUUGGGGCUGGUCGCUAUGAAGUGGAUGGAUAUGUAUAUAAUUCAGCUGAAGAACCCAAAAUAUUGAUGACUGGGAAAUGGAAUGAGUCAUUGAGCUAUCAACUUUGUGACCUGGAAGGGGAACCCCUCUCAGGCGCUGAACUGAAAGAGGUUUGGAGAGUUGCUGAUUUUCCCAAAAAUGAUAAGUUCCAGUAUACAUAUUUCGCACAUAAGAUAAACAGCUUUGACACAGCACCUAAGAAGUUGUUGGCAUCAGAUUCUCGUUUGCGUCCAGAUAGAUAUGCACUUGAGAAGGGUGACCUAUCAAAAGCUAGUUCAGAAAAGAGCAGUCUGGAGGAGAGGCAGAGAGCUGAAAAGAGAAUGAGAGAGGCCAAAGGUCAUCAAUAUACUCCGAAAUGGUUUGACCUAUCUUCUGAAAUCGCUCCAACACCAUGGGGUGACUUAGAAGUGUACAAAUACAAUGGCAAGUAUGCUGAACAUCGGGCUGCUGUGGAUAAUUCCGACAGCAUCGAAGAGGUCGACAUCAGAUCAACAGAGUUCAACCCCUGGCACUAUGGAAAUUUGGCUGCAGAAUGAGUUGCAUAGACAUAUAGAUGUGUUUGCCUGCAUCAUUUUGUCUCGUCUAUUUUUUCUUUUUCUUUUUUUGUACUUUGUGUUCUUUUCAUUUUGUUGGCCAUGAUUGUAUUCUUAUUUAGGAUGAGUAACAAAAUCAUAUUAAGAUUCAAAUGACUUAGCUCACAUGACAUUUAAUUCUAUAAUUUUAGUAUUUGAUUUGAGUUUGCGAUCCUGAAAUCGAGUGCUGUAACAUUUUUUUACUAAGAAAAGAAAAAGCCAACUAUUGUAUGGAGAUUAUCAGCAACCCUU
Ilex paraguariensis (yerba mate) is the source of this 2023-nucleotide messenger RNA. Lineage: Eukaryota; Viridiplantae; Streptophyta; Magnoliopsida; Aquifoliales; Aquifoliaceae. The record is from the annotation of a GenBank genome assembly.